Messenger RNA from Rotaria sp. Silwood2, 558 nucleotides. Lineage: Eukaryota; Metazoa; Rotifera; Eurotatoria; Philodinida; Philodinidae. The record is from the annotation of a GenBank genome assembly.
AUGACAUUACGUCGAUUUGGACAUUCUUGGAGAGAUAUUGAUCAAUUUUUGCAUGCUAUUGGCGGUAUGUCGGCGAAGUCGGCUCAUAAAUGGUCGUGUAUUUUAGUUGACCGAGAUCUGGAGGAAUUUUCCAUUGAGGAACGAGGUGGUAAACAAAAUGAUUCGUUCUGGAACUGUUUUCCAGAUUUAGAAUUAGAAGCUAGACAGUUCGUUAUUCAAGAAUGUUCUAAGAAAGAAGCAUCAUUUACAGCUGAAACUUUAGCAAAAUUUAUUGAUGAGCGAUUCUAUCAGUUAACUGGUACUAAUAAAAUUGAUUCAACAUUUGUUAGAUCGAUUGCGAGCUGUAGACUGUAUUUACGUCGUUUUGGAGCCAAGUAUUCAAACAAUAAAGGACGACCAUAUUUCUUAGGGCAUGAGCGAGAAGACGUCGUACGAUACAGACAAGAUUUUGUUGAAUAUUUUUUUAAUCACGAAGACAAUUAUUAUACACUAACUGAUGAUAUUCUUCCACAAUGGAUAGCUCCUAAGGCAAAUCCAACAAUUUUGUUCUGUAAGUGA